CAGAUGUUCCCCCCUGCCUGGCCUCCUCAAUGGAAGCCAAGACCCACCAAGAACUGCCCCCAUGCCCCAUUUCCCCAGCUCCAUCCCCUAAGGAGGCUCCACCUGCUCUAGACGAACCGCCACCAGCCCAGACAUCUUCUGAACCCGAGGUCCCUGAAGACACUCCGCUCCUCCACCUUUUCAAAAAACAGGAGACCACCGCCAUUUGUGGGGAGACAGAUGAAGAGGCAGUGGAGAAUGUUGGGGAGGAGAUUUUCCAAGAGCAGGACAAAUUUGUCCCAAGUCUGGAGGAUGUCCAGGCCCUCAAGAAACCAAUGGGAAGCCCAUUUCCUAAAAAACGAAGAGGAAGACCAAAAGGAAAGCACAAACAAGAGUCCUCUCAAGGCAGCUCAGAAG
Messenger RNA from Sceloporus undulatus (fence lizard), 396 nucleotides. Its product is annotated as proline-rich protein 12-like. The annotation marks the transcript as partial. The record is from RefSeq and is a predicted model, not a curated record. Lineage: Eukaryota; Metazoa; Chordata; Lepidosauria; Squamata; Phrynosomatidae. The transcript is spliced from 2 exons.